AACAGGUGUAUCUACCCUCUGCUACGUUCUAUAGCUGAAUGUACAGAUCUGUAUAUCAGAAAGGACAAUUAAGUUACCACAUGACAAUCAUUCGUCCUCACUGUCGCUGAACAGCGUACGGCAGAGAGAUCGAGCAGGGUCUUCCCCCCAGCGACGACCGGCGCGCGUGCACAGACCAGGCGAAUGUUGCUCACAGCACAACGGCGUUCCCAACACUCAUAGCGUCGAAACUGCGAUUUUCACUCAUCGGCGCGCACGCAGGUUCGAAUCUCUCCUUGCGCACCCACAUCUUACAAUCUUUUUCCCACAAUCCGCUUUCGGACCAUCACGUCAAGAAGUCAUGCUCAGCCAUGGCUACAGGUUCGGAUGUAUUACUGGAGCACCUGUUGCUUCAAGUCGCUCUGUCUGGUGAAAUCGGAUUUACCAUCACUGCACUGAGCGACGCUUUUAUCGAAUUCAAUGACAAUAACGCUGCUGAAGUCGACGACGGCGAAGACGAUAACGGCGAUGAAGGAGAUUUACUCUUCUCGACAAAGCCUCCUGGUGCGAACUCGGCUGCGCAAUCACAAUCAUCUGAUCCACAACACUUAGAGAAGCUCUGGACUUGGCUCGUUGACCACCCGGAUGUCAAUGUCGUUGCGACUUCGACCGUCGUUGACGAUCAAUAUGGAAGGUCUAGAGAAGAUGACCCUUCCAAUCCCCUCACUCCCGUCUUCGAAGCACACGCAAAGGAGAGACUUUACACGAUAGAAGCUCGAAUCUGGCACGCUCUUACCGAUCACGACGUUGAUUGGAAGCGCAUUCCCAAGCUAGAGUUCCAUUGUCUCCAGGUCGUGGCCGCCGCCGGUCGUCAGGGCGUCCUUCAGCCUGAUGUCACCAGAAUCACAGGUCAAGACAAGCGAUCCGUGCCAAAGCGUACCGACUCGCUUGCCAGCAAAGGUUAUAUCAGCAAGGAGAUGUGUCUCGGUGGCGGUAUCAAGACCAGUCUGCUUCGUCUCAAGAAGUUAACCCAAGAGCCGACCUCCACUUUCUACACAGUCAACGGCAAGGCUGGAAAAGGCGAAGGCGGGACUCGUCGUAUGAUCAACUACGAACAAUGGUUCAGUGAAGUCAUGUCAACUCUCAAGAAACACGACGGUCUUAUCGCGUACGAAGACUUGCGCAAGGAGAUGGGCAUUCAUGGUUCGCGAUGGGAGACACGAGCUCUUCAUCGAUGCAUCAAGAGACUUGAAAGAUCGGGCUGCAUUCAAAGACUCCGCGCUCGUCUGGAAGGUCAACGACCCAAACAGGUCAAGCUAGCCGAAAAAGGCUCUGAGGCUUCCGAGCAUCGCUAUGAGAUCGAUUCCGAGGCUCCUACCGAAAAGAACGAUGCCGAGAAGACAGAACAUGAUCCGGAGAAUGUCUUCUGGGUCAGAUGUAUCAAGCUGCUCCGUGAGCCUGUCGAGAAGGACAAGGAAGCAUUCACGUCUACCGUCAAAUCUGGCAAAGUCGGCAAAGUUGUUGAGGAUCAAGAAUCCGAUGCAGAAGCCGAUGCCGAUAAUGAUGAUGACUACGUUGAGAUUGACGCCGCUGCUCUGGAUGGUCUGGGCAAGAUGACUGAGAUCACCAAGCGUGUGCCACCUCAAUGGCAGCCAGACAUGCAUCAUACGCAAUUUUUCUUCCACAUCAUUGCCAAUGCUGGUACCAAGGGGUUGAGUACCAUGGAUCUUGCCAACUACGGAUUGGGUCACUUCUGGCGACGCCCACUUGACGAAAUUAUGGGCAGACUCACCGACGUUUGGACCGUCUCACAGCCUCUCCAUCUCCGUCACCUUGCCAUUGUCAGAGACACUUCUCAGCUACAUCGUAUCUCUCACUACGUCUUCCGAAGCUAUCACAACUUUCAGAAGAUGGUAGAAAAUGGCGAUGCCGCCUGGGAAGCAAUCGACGUCAAGCCUGCAGAAGUCCUAAGAAAGCCUGAUCUCGAUGCUUGGGGCUUUCCGAAGGUCAAGGCCUCGACUAUCGUUGGUCAUGACGGUACGCACAAUGUCGCAGCUUGCAAGAAUAUUCUUGUCAGAUCAAAAGCCAAGCCAAAGCGACCCAUGUGGGAGAAGAAAGCAUUCAACUCUCCUAUGGGUCCUCUCUCAAGUAUGAGCACUCUGAAGACACCUAGAAAGCGUAUCGCGACCUCCGAGACCCCCUCCUCAGCCGCACAACCAGUCAACACAAUCGAAGAUGAGGAUGACGCUAUCGCCGCAUCUACUUACCCAUCCACACCUAAGACAAAGAAGAAGGUGUACAAGGUUAUGUUCAAAAUGAAUCCCAAGCGUGUCGAGGCCGAACUUCAAGAGUGGAAGGUCAGAUCGCACAGACUGGCUGUUUCGAAAGCUAGAGCAGAGCUUGGGCUGAACGUCAAGGAAGAUGCCCCUAAACUGAAGAAACGACGCAAGUCGACCAAGACUGAGGAUGUUGGGCCCGCGGAUAUCAGCCAAGUUCCUGCUUUGGUAUCCGAGACUGUAGCUUCUGCGUCGUCUGAUGCGCCUGUUCUUGGAGCUUCUGAGGGAUCAUCGACUAUCAUUUCUUUGCAUGAGCAAUCCAGUCACGAUGGUCCCGCAGUACCGAUGUUGACUUCUGCUCAACCCAAUGUGCAAGGUCUGCAGGAGCCUAGCAACAGGCCCACGGCAAAGUCACCCAAGAACCCAGAGCUUGAGAAGCGUGUGGCUGAUAUUGAGCUGGAUAUCUUGAACAUGACCAAGCCUGGUGCUUACAUCAAUCCUCCAGGCUCUGGUCAGAUGAAGAAUGACGUUGUCCAGCCAAAGGGACGUCCUUCACGAUAUCUCAUUGCAGUCUUCAAGUCUCAGAAACUCAAGUCUCUUCCGUGGUUCACACAAGAGGAUAUCUAUCAGGUAUCCUCUUCACAAGCGGCCACACCGGAACCUAGCUUCGACACAGCACAACCUGCUACCCCAGUUCCCGAACCUGCGACAGACCAUACCGAACUGGUUCAAGCAGAUGAGAUUCGCAAGUGGACUACUAUGAACACGGAGACUCAGGUACAAGAAGAGUCUACAGUAGAGCCAGAGGAAGAGAUUGUCAUCAAAGGAGGAAGAAGAAUCCAAGUCCAAAGACAAGGAAAGCGCAAGGCCUACGAAUCAUUGCGACAACGAGUUACGAAGAGGCUUGCAGUUAAGCAAUCUCUAGUCGAUGGCAAGUGGAAACCAUUGACCGAGCUUGAAGAGGCCUACAAGGUGACAUCCGAGGUUUCGCCUCCAGAUACGCCUUCAACAAACAGAGAGGCCACUGUAGCACCACAUGCCCUUUCUACUGCUGGUUCAAGGGUAUCCUUCGAUCCACCUAGUUCGGUCACAAACUUGCCCGAUAUAUCUAUGGCAGAUGCCUCAGCGGUCGAUUUACUUCUACAGCGAGCUGACAGUGCGCCUUUCGAGUCAGAGGAAGGAUCUGAAGCUGCCUCAGAAGAGCGUCAGGCCUCAGUAGGCGCAACGAAUGACGACAUGCAGAUGGAGGACGCAUCUCCGGCCGAAGUCUUCGAGGAAGAGACGCCGUCAACGAACCUAUCUAACCAGUCCAUCGAACAAAAAUCAGAAGACAUGCUACCAGAGCCUGUUGAAGCACAGCAAGCAAAGUCCAGUUAUGUUACAACAUCUGAGAAGAUUUUGGAGCCGUUCUUCCGGAGAGCAUCGAGAAGACCCGACGCACCGGUUAUCCUUGAAGAAGUUGACGACGAUGUUGAGUCACCAAGUGCACCUGCUCAGCUUUUCACAAAACCGGUCGUUCGAACCCCUACUACGGCUGCUCGCUUCUCCAGUCGCGCCAAAGCUCCUACCAAAGUUGGUGUUGGCCGUUCUGGAGGCAUCGUCAGCUACAACCGUAACAGGGUGCUGCUUGAGAUUGUGCACCAGAAUGGUGGUAUAUUCGGUGGUGACAGAGAACUCUUCUACCCCUUUGUCACUGUCUGGGAUAGGGAGUUCCAGCGUCGUCCUGAUCGUCAUACUCUUGACAGAGUUCUUGCUGGACUGAUUGAUGAGGGCAGAUUGAAGAAAGAGUCAUUCACCUUCUCAGCGCCUGAUGGAAAAAUCUUUACUAAAGCUAUCGUCAUGGAACCGCAGAUUGAUCCUGACAGUGAAGAAGUGCAGGCGCUCAAGCAAAAGAUCAUCGAGGUUCAUCCGAUGACAUAUGUUCCUGAAAGCAUUGAAGUCCUGCCCGAGCUUCGUCUUCGUAUAGAGCACGAUUUGAGAGGCGGCAAAGGCAUCCCGGAUGUUCACAAUCCGAACAGCUCCUUCAUUUACGACCAUACCGCUGUCGUCAGUCGUCUUCAAGGACCUCAAAAGGUUCAGCUCGGCAUGACAGAAGCCAGAAUGAAGAAGGGUGUCUCAGCCAGAAGACACAGACGCGAAGAGGAAGAGAGGCGUCAACAACGAUACAUGCAAGCUCAGAUGGAAGAAGACAUUGACAAUGCUGUGGCUGCUCUGACGACCGACUUCCAACUUGACUCUUACCAACACGACCCUACUAGAGCUGUUGUUGAUCGAGGUCCACGUGGUCGCGGAAGACUUGCAAAGCUGCAAAGAUGGGGUGCGGAAGAUCAAAUCAUUCCAAGACGUGCUCUUGGUCUCCUUACGACUACUGGUCAUGACGAUCAACUUGAAGCCGAGCAGAACAGUCGUGAUGCAGUCGCAGCCAGCGACUUUGGAUUGUUGAAGCCAGAAGUCAUUCCCACCGUGCCAUCGAGAGAUGUGCCUGAUGCUCCGAGGGUCCGUUUCGACUUGCCCGAGGAGCCUUCUCUUGUACAACUUUUGCAACAGAGGCAAGCAAGCACGUUCAGCGUUAUUGACGCUUUAUCGAUGACUGCUCCUUAUCAAAGAUUCCAUCGUCAAUCAGGUACAUUUUCGACCGAUCCUGUUGUCAUCACUACCUCCAGUCAACGUUCACAGUAUGGCUUUGUUGGUCAGAAGAUGCAGAUUCCAAAGUCGCUUGCAGACAUUUUCAAGCAGGCGGGAGAGGAAGCAACGCUGCUCGAGUUGCCAACGGAGAGCCCACACGUCGGAUACGAGCUUCCACGAUUCGCAGCUGUUGGGGUUACUAGGCUUCCCAGAUUGCACUCAGCAAGACCUCGCCCAGCACCAAGACCCCAACCAGAGUACAAGUCUUAUGGCCCAAAGGCAGUCUUACCACGUUCGAGCAGAACUGGUAUCUUCUCAAUGUCGGACAAAGAGGAGCAACGCCUCAUCUACGCUGUCGUGGUUGUCAAGACUCUUACUGGAGGUCUUGAGCAGAUUGUCAAUUGGGGACUCGUGCAUCAAGUCUUCCACUUCAAGUUUGAUCCCAACUACUGUCGUCAUCGUUGGGUCUUCCUCAGGCCCAAGUUGGGUGGUACAGCAGACAAGCUCCAAGUAGAGUUCCAGAAGCUAUUCCUUGAGGCUUACGCGAGUGGCGAGAUACCUAACAUCGACUUCAUUGAGCCGGAGAAGUACGACUGGCUGGGUAUUGUCGAGUGGGCUGAGAGAAGACUUGCUCGUGCCAACCCUCUGAACGGACUGCCCGAACUGCCCAAAGACCGUGAGGCACUCGACAAACGCUACGACGUCAGAAACGCUACCGAAGUGUAUAAUGUUCCGAGAGAAGAUUUCUGGGUCGCGAAUGUCACUCACUUGCGCAGAGAGGAGUUGGCCAACAGUUGGACUUUUGCACGACCGCUUGCAGGAGCUCCCAAGUCUGCCAUUAGCGACGACGGGCUUAUGUUGGCUCUAUCGUGGGUGCGCGCCAAUGUGGUCACACCCGACACAGUCUACGACAGUAAUCAAGCACAUGAGAAGCUCAUACAGAUUGAGGAGUAUCUACCUAGAGCGCUGGACCAUUUACUGGGAGCCAAGAUCAUCCGCAUGGAGAACAAAGGUCGUCAAAUUCCUGGACGCAACUACGAUAUUUCUGACUCGGUGUUGACGAUGUUCAAACGCCAAUGGGAUGUUCGCUAUCUCAAAAAGACUGCGGCGUUCAAGAAGGCUGUCGAUGAGGCGUUCGCCAAGGAUGGAAAGCUUGCUAUCAGUUACCAAGCGACUGAUGCAGAGAUGACCGGCAUGACCAACCUGGUUGCUGCCGGUCGUGCCAAAGUCGUGCCUCUUCUGCCUGAAGUCAAUCACUCCAUGGGUGCACCAUACCCUCGUCUGACCAAAUGGGGCUUUACAGAAGGCAACUACAAGACCGUCCACAUGGACAAGUCUCGCCUGCACUUCCUCCUCGAACUCCACCCCACAGACUCGUACGUCCACGGCAACCCAAUCUCACCCAUCCCCUCUCCUCCUCUCUCCAGACAAUUCCCCGACGAACUCGGCCCCCGCCUCCCGCUCUGGACAGACAUCCACGGCAAUCUCAUCAAAGUCUACUGGGAAAUGACAGUCAUGGCCACCCUAUGGCUAUUGGCUUUCCGCCCUGGUCUCAAGGUCAAGGAUAUGAGUAAAGGUGCUUACAAGAAUAAGCUUUGGGAUUGGGAAUUGGAGAUGUUUUUGGAGUGGGCGGAGAAUGCCGGGCUGGCCAAGAGAUUGAGGUAUGGUGGGGAGGGAGAGGAUGAGGAUAAGGAGGCUGAUGGGUGGGUUGUGGGGGAGUGGUGGUGGUUGGCUUUUGCGGUCGAGUAGACGGCAGAACAGCAAGACGCGAGGCUCUCUCGAGUUAGAUGGAGAUAGGGUCGGCUAGACGGGAUGGGGGAAUCUCGUUUGCUUGUACAGAUUACUAUGGCAGCUUCCUCGUUAAUUGAGAAAUGAAGAAGAUGCUUUUUCGGCUCUCAUGUCGUGUGCAAUUUCCCCAACAGUAAUUUUGAGAAUACGUGGAUGACUUUGGAG
Messenger RNA from Aureobasidium subglaciale EXF-2481, 6833 nucleotides. RefSeq lists its product as uncharacterized. The transcript has 2 exons. NCBI's taxonomy places the organism in Eukaryota, Fungi, Ascomycota, Dothideomycetes, Dothideales, Saccotheciaceae. The record is from RefSeq and is a predicted model, not a curated record. Gene Ontology annotation, biological process: 5S class rRNA transcription by RNA polymerase III; transcription initiation at RNA polymerase III promoter. Bases 351 to 6629 code for a protein of 2092 amino acids. Gene Ontology annotation, molecular function: DNA binding. Gene Ontology annotation, cellular component: transcription factor TFIIIC complex.